This is a messenger RNA of Asparagus officinalis (garden asparagus), 1370 nucleotides long. RefSeq names its product nudix hydrolase 16, mitochondrial-like. NCBI's taxonomy places the organism in Eukaryota, Viridiplantae, Streptophyta, Magnoliopsida, Asparagales, Asparagaceae. Gene Ontology annotation, cellular component: cytoplasm; nucleus. The transcript is spliced from 4 exons. The record is from RefSeq and is a predicted model, not a curated record. The coding region runs from base 340 to 900 and encodes 186 amino acids. Gene Ontology annotation, molecular function: pyrophosphatase activity.
AAAUAAGAAAAUAACAGUAAUUAUCCAUACACACAUCCAGAGAGAGAGAAAACAAUAACAAUAAAUUUUUCUCAGAUUCACGCUCUCUCUCUCUCUCCAAUCUCCUUCGCUUCUCUUUCUCUCUCUAGAAAAUUUUCGAGGGGUUGUUUCGUGGAAACGUCGUUAUCGCCGCCGCCACCGCCGCCGCAUUGGAUCGGAGAUGAGUUGGGAUGAGGGGAGGGGGAGAGGGCUGAUUCUUUGAAUCUUGAGCCGUUUCCUUCUUUAGAGAGAGAGAGAGAGAGUGAGAGAUUGAGAUUUGAGGAGAGAGAAAGAGAGGGGGAGGGGAGAGAGAGAGAGAGUAUGUGCGAUUUGGUGGCCCGCACGGGUCGGCAUCAGCAGCGAUACAAGGAUGGGUAUCGCCUUGUCGCGGGGUGUGUACCAUUCAAAUAUUUUAGCUGCGAUGAGAAUUGUGAUACAAAUACGAAGAAAAUCAUAAAAGUUCUUAUGAUUAAUUCAACUAGUGGGCCAGGCCUUUUGUUUCCAAAGGGAGGAUGGGAAAAUGACGAAACUGUUACAGAGGCAGCUGUACGAGAAGCCAUUGAAGAAGCAGGCGUUAGAGGAGUCGUCAAGGAAUACCUGGAUGAUUAUGAAUUUAGAAGCAAGAGUCACCAGGAUGAGUUGAGCCCCGAAGGAUGGUGCAAAGCAUCAAUGUUUGCCUUGUAUGUCGACGAGGAACUAGAGUCAUGGCCAGAACAAGAAACUCGCGAGAGGAAGUGGCUUACAAUUCAAGAAGCUGCUCAACUCUGUAGGCAUAGUUGGAUGAAGGAUGCCCUCUUUAAAUUCGCAGAGUAUUAUGAUAAUGCUGAUAACAAUGAUAGCAAUAUCACUACAGAAGACGAUUCAAUCCCUGCAUCAAGAUAACAGACAGGGUUGCAUCCAAAAGCAGCUGGAAAACAUUAGAAGCCGACUACUUGCAAGUUUCUCUCUCUUCUAUUUGUUUAUGGGGAUACAAAGGAUCGGUAGUGACUCUUCUCCAAUGUUUUAAGGUUCUCAAUGUUUUCGGUCAGUUGGGUGCUACUUUUUUAUGCUCUUACUUAUGUAAUUUUAUUUAGUGGGAAUCAACUUUUGAAACUUACACAUUGCAACAGAUACGGAUACAUCGCUGGUGGUAAUUGCUCUAAAUAGUGAUGUAUCCUUGCUUCUGAGGUUGCGUACCAAAAAUGUUAGGGCCCCAAGCGACAUGUAUUUGGUCAAAUUGUGUAUGGAGAUAUAAUGCUUUGGUGCUCCUCUAAAACAGGGCUGUAGAAUGUUAAUCUCUCACUAUCAUGGCAAUGUGUCUUGGAGGGUUAUCUCCGCCGUAACUGCGAAAUGUAAACAAAUUCAUUGGCUCU